AUGAAUAACGAAGGCACACCUGCCACAACCAUAGCACCCACAUUAGAUUUACAAGCACUGCUUGCUACCAUGCCAGAUUUCUCUAAAAUGUCAUCAUUCUCUAAUAUGCCAAAGAGUAACUCGAGCGCGGAUAUUCCGACGUCGCAGCAGCAGCAGUCGUUGUUGUUUCCGUCAAUUCCAAGCGAUCAGCUUGCUGCCCUUUCUCUGGGCAUAUUCCCACUUCAUGGAUUUCCUAUGUUCCCCCUACUGCCAAUGACUCCCAUGACAUCCACACUUCCUCCUCAUUCCACAAUUGAAAGCCUGGGAUUGAUGACAAGCAAUAAUUUACGUCAAACCACAUCAACAGCAAUGGGUCCCCCAGCGCUCGAUUCACGACCGAGAGCAUUCUCAAGCGCUGCUGCACUCCAGCGACCUAAGGCCUGCAGUCACCACCUGACUAAAGGCGGCAAACGCGUCACGAAAAAGCACAGGAGGAACAGUCAAGUGUAUUGA
This is a messenger RNA of Cooperia oncophora, 492 nucleotides long. Lineage: Eukaryota; Metazoa; Nematoda; Chromadorea; Rhabditida; Trichostrongylidae. The record is from the annotation of a GenBank genome assembly.